AUUUUAAAAGUGAAUCAUUACUCAUCAAUUAGUAAUUAUGUCAAAUGUUAAUUAUCUAUAAGUUAUUUAUUUAUAUUUAUAAUAUUUAUUUAAAUUAAUGAAUUUGUUUUAUUCAAAUAAUGGAUGAUAUUCAAGAUAAAAAAUUUGGUGCAACUGACAGUCGAUUUGUACCAAGAAUACCAAGUCCACGUCCACCUUUACCCCGCAUGAUGACAUCAAAGCCAAUAAAACUCAGAACUGUGUCUACUGGUCAGGAGCCAGACAACUCGAGUAGUUUUGAAGAUGACUCUGAAUCAGACACUCUAGAUGUUGAUGAGACUGAUAAUGUACAGGCUGGUUCACUGCCUGGUAAUUUACGAAAUUCGCCUGAAAAUAAGCGGCAUAUUUUGGCAGAUUCUCAUAAUGAAAAGAGAAAAACUCCAAUCAAGCCAAAAGCUGAAGCGAGAACUCCAAGAAGUCCAACUUUGCACAAAAAGAAAAAUAAUUUAGGGAUCAAAAAUUAUUUCAUAUGUGGAAUGAUCGUUACUGCAACUCUGGCGGUUGCAUAUGCAGUGGUUUCAAACAAAAGUUACACAGAAACACAAACUCGGGAAAAUACUGUAUCUGAGGAUGUGAUUAUCAGAAAUUUAGAAGAUAAUAUUGAUAGCAUUAGCUACAAAUUUAAGCAGCAGUACAAUGAUAUUUGGGAUGAUAUAAUUGCUGGUAUUGCCGGAGUUGUAAGACACCCAGACAAACCGGCUAUAAUAUUUUUAUUUUCAAAUCUUGAUAGUCCAAUGACUUGUCUUGCUAAAAUGAUAGGAAACGCCAGCAAAGCAGCUCUGGGUUCUUCUGAUGAGUUGUGGCUUUCUCCAUCGCAAAUGGGAAACGAUCCCGGUUUUGUUAUCGAUAAAUUCCAGGAUCAAAUAGAGAAACAAAAAAUUGUGAUUGUAGAAAAUUUAUUAGAUAUCGAUCCCGAAGCAAUGAUGGCUUUUCAUCAUCUGUGUGAUCGUGAAACUCCUUUGGUAAAAGAAGCCGUUUUUAUCCUCACAAUGGUCGCCAAAGGAUACGACCAAGCCAAAGACAAGGCGAUUAAUUUUGUAGAGAAUCAAUUGGAGCUGAAAUUAAAGGGUCAGAUAAAUCCGGAUAAAGUGGAGCCAUUGAUCACCAGAAUGACAGAUGGUGUUAUCAUUCCAGUGCAACCGGAACCGGACAUUAAAAGCUGCCCUUUGCGUUAUUAAAAGAAAUGUAUAGAGUAUUACUCAUUUUAUUUUUAUAUUUAAUUGAAUAAAUAUUUUAUAUCAUUUUCGAAGUUUAAAUUUUUUGUACUGCUCGUUACUAGUGAUAAAAAAAAUGUAGAUAAAUAAAUAUUUAUAAUAAAUUUUUCGAAAUUAUUAAAUUUUUAUUUUCAUCUUCAUAAGAAAUAAUACAAUAGAAGGAACAAACGAAACCUUUACUACGAGGAUUGCUUGAAUUUUUUAAAUUUUCAAUAAUACACUUUUAUCUAUUAAUUUUAUUAUUAU
Microplitis mediator is the source of this 1499-nucleotide messenger RNA. RefSeq lists its product as uncharacterized. Lineage: Eukaryota; Metazoa; Arthropoda; Insecta; Hymenoptera; Braconidae. Gene Ontology annotation, cellular component: membrane. Gene Ontology annotation, biological process: membrane organization. The record is from RefSeq and is a predicted model, not a curated record. The transcript has 3 exons. The coding region runs from base 120 to 1217 and encodes 365 amino acids. Gene Ontology annotation, molecular function: ATPase activator activity.